Ogataea angusta is the source of this 444-nucleotide messenger RNA. RefSeq lists its product as uncharacterized. Lineage: Eukaryota; Fungi; Ascomycota; Pichiomycetes; Pichiales; Pichiaceae. The record is from RefSeq and is a predicted model, not a curated record. Bases 1 to 444 code for a protein of 147 amino acids. The transcript is spliced from 2 exons.
AUGGUCAGAAGCACGACUCCACAGGUACCCGCCUGGGGUCUGCAGCAGCAUCAUGUGCACGGAAAGCGUUCCUGCGUGUUUCAGCGUGUAUGUGGUGUGGAUCUGGGGCAAGUACUGUGCCGUUGCGAGGAUCGUGGACAGGAUACCACUGAAAUUGGCGAAGGCUACUGUCUUUUCGAAAUCAGCGUUGAAGAAGAGGAAGUAGGUGGCAAGGGCAGUGUUGAGUGCCACGUACAUGAGAAAUACGCGGUACGCCUUGGCGAUUUUCUCCUCGUUCGAGCCAGGAAGGUCUAUAGGGGGUCUUGUGAGGUACGCGCAAAGGAUCAGGAUGAGCGAGUAGCCAACGGCCUGGGCGGCGACCUGGAUGAGGCCAAGUUGGGAGUAGAUGCACUGGAACCUGCUGAGCUCGUUCAAACAGCAUCUGCGCGCGGGAGAGCUGACUAG